Messenger RNA from Eucalyptus grandis, 2110 nucleotides. RefSeq names its product protein WVD2-like 4. Bases 544 to 1827 code for a protein of 427 amino acids. Gene Ontology annotation, molecular function: microtubule binding. The transcript is spliced from 10 exons. The record is from RefSeq and is a predicted model, not a curated record. NCBI's taxonomy places the organism in Eukaryota, Viridiplantae, Streptophyta, Magnoliopsida, Myrtales, Myrtaceae.
CGAGGAUGAUGCGGGGCGGGCGUUUCGGUCAUUCCGACGCUUCCAUGAAUCCAUCCGCUUCACUCCAUCGAAGCGAUUGAAAAACUUCGUCCGUCUCUUUUAGCUCUGUCUCCCCAUCUCUCUCUCUCUCUCUCUCUCUCUCUUCUGAGUGUUCUCGUGCCACCAACAACAUCCUUCCCUUCCCUUGCCUUCCCUUCUCAUAAUUCAACUUAUCCAUCACCCUCGCACCCGCAGUCAGCAGGCAUCCGGACUUAUCAUCAUCGCCACCCAUCAAUCUCCUUCUUCUUCUUCUUCUUCUUCCAUGACUGGACUUUGGAAUUUCACGCCUCUUCAACUCCAUUUCUGAGUUCCCCUUGGACCCUCUCUGCCCCCCUUGUGUCCCCAUUCUAUAAGUAUCUCGAGUUCAUUUCAGAAAGACCCAGAAGCAAAAUCACGAGAUAGUUGCUAUCUCAAAUGAGAAGUGAUAUUGAGUGACGGCAAUGUGGAAAGCUGAAGGAGUUUGGGGUGCUUGCCCUGUUUUUUGGCAUGUUGAGGAAUUGAUAAAUGGACUCUGAAGAUGGGAUAGCUCCUGAAGACGGGAAAGCCAUUACAGAGAAAUCUUCUGCGGAAGCAACUGUACCGGUUUCAAAGCCUGAGGAAGUGACCCGUGAGAUUGACUUCUCUAAACAGGAUACAUCAAGCACAGGUGCUGCUGCACCCAAGCACAAGAAGCUCUCCAAGGACAAAUUGAAUGUGAAAGGGACCGCUCCGUCAGCUCAAAACCGGAAGCCAGUUCUGUCCCAGAGUUUGUCAUUCCCAGCAAAGGGAAUCCGUGCUAAUGGCAUAAAGAAGAGCAUUGAUGCAGUCCCAAUGAAAGCCGAUGCCAAGCAUUCCCAAGCAAACAUGUCUGGCCGUUCUAAUGGAUCUGUCAGUCCAGUUGCCACAACAGGUCAACGCAACCAGCUCAUGGCCAAUGGAGUGAGCCCGAAAACAUCUAACCUGGGCAAUCGACGCUUAUUGGCUCAGAAACCUGGCUCUGCUGAGGGAGCAGCCAAUGCUCCUCCAACCGAGGUUUCUCUUUGCAGCUCGCUCAAUCAAGACCGAAAAAUCAACAGAUCAACAAACCAGGACAGUGAAAUUGAUGAUACCCACUCCACUACCUCAACUGCUACUCCUCGUAGCCGCAAGAGUGGCAGCAUUUCCGGAUUUGCCUCCAGAUUGACAGAGCGUGCUGAGAAAAGGAAAGAGUUCUUUUCUAAACUAGAAGAGAAGAUUCAGGAGAAAGAAGCAGAAAAAACCAGCUUGCAAGAGAAAUCAAAGGAAAACCAGGAGGCAGAGAUCAAGCAACUGAGGAAGAGCAUGACAUUUAAAGCAGCUCCAAUGCCAAGCUUCUACAAAGAACCUCCUCCAAAAGUUGAACUAAAAAAGAUACCAACCACAAGGCCAAAAUCUCCAAAACUUGGGAGGAAGAAGAGCUCAGUCACUACAACAAGUAACUCUUCUGAAGGUGGCGGAUCUUGUUCCAUGCCACGUCUAUACCAAGAGAGCAAAUCGUUCAAGGGAUCUCAGGUGAAACAGAAUAAGGAGGAUGUUGCUACAAAGAAGCCACUUAAGAAGACCAAAUCUAGGCUGAACGAGAGACCAAAGAGCAUUGCCAAAGAAACAGAAGGCAAGAGCUGCAAUGCCAGCACUGAAGAAACCGCAGAAUGCCAAGACCAAUGCGCAAACCUUGUUGAUCAGGGGUCUAUGGGUGGCACUUUGGUUCAGUCAAAUCAAGCACUUGAGGAUGACGCCACCUUGGUUUCUGCUUCUGAGAUAAUGCCUCAAGAAGUCGCUGUCGGAGGCUAACAACGAGGACACUAGAACUGUGUAUGAUAGGUCUUGUGCAAUUUAUGAUUCUUUGUGGUGUUAAUAUUUUUGUUUCCGGUCAUGUGUCAAAGUUAUAUAUGUAACUAUAGUUUACAUAUUCACGUUCUUUUUUGGUUGUCAUAUGAGUUGGUUCAAGAAAAACCGUAGGCCGCUCCAUCUAAGAGCUCCGUUCUGUAAAAUGCUAGAGUCCAUUCCACGGAUUGAAACUUGUAUAUCCUUGUUCGUGUGAUGAGUAAGGUAUACUUGAUAUUCUCUUACUGAA